GAUUAAAAAAAAAAUCAAACCUUUUGUUCUAGGGCUCUUUUUCACUACUUCUACUCGUCGGUGGCAUCCAUACGCCAUGGUUAAAGAAUCAAGCUACAGCGAAUUCAAGCAAAGACCUCAAAUCAUCAAUCGACCUUCCAUUUCAUUGAUAUCGACUAAUGUGACUUUCUUUAGUCUUCACCGAGUUUAAGACUUCAAGGAUCGAUACUUCAUCUUGUUCUAGCUUCAGCGAGUUCAAGAAUCUAUACUCCAUCGUUCAAGCUUCAGUCUUCUUUCUUCAGAAAUUGAUCUUCCGCAAAUCAAGAAAUCAGAAUCGGUGCCUUCAGUCUUCCUUGGUUCAUUUCAGUUAGUUUGAGUGGCGGAACCCUUAAGGGGCCAGGGGAGGCCGUUUUUUGGCCGACUAGGUACUGCUUGCUGGCUUUAACUCUGUGAUGACGACACAAGAUUCAACAACUCCUAGCUUUCAAGUCUUUCAACUUCCAAGUCAGUAAAGGUGAAGGUGACGUGGUGGGGAUGCCCUGACCACCCGAAGCAAAGCAUUGUGCAAUGGGGAAAAGGCAGAGGCGGCGGAUCUCAUGGGCGGUGGUUUGUGGAGUGAUGUUGUUUACAGUCGGUCUCAUCUCUUUGUUUACAGGUCAUGUGGCUUCAAAUCUCGAGUGGUAUUCUCAGAAACUCGUUAAGCAUCGAUUGUGGUAUAGUAAAGUGGGUGGAUUCCGUCAUCAUGGACCAAUUAACAUCUGGAAAUCUGAGUUUUCAAACUUGUACUACGGAUGCAGUGAAAGAGGCCCUCAUUACACACCUCCUGUUGCUGAGCUACUAUCAAAUGGGUAUCUUCUUAUAGCCACCAGUGGAGGGCUUAACCAACAAAGAAUUGGAAUAACAGAUGCUGUAGUUGUUGCACGGAUAUUAAAUGCCACAUUGGUGGUUCCUGAGUUUGAUCAUCAUUCAUUUUGGAAGGAUGAUAGUGACUUUUCAAACAUUUUUGAUGUUGAUUGGUUUAUCUCUUUCCUUGCAAAGGACGUGGUUGUUGUGAAAAGAGUCCCAGACAAAUACAUGCGAUCACUUGAAAAACCCCCAUACACCAUGCGGGUCCCACGUAAAUCUGAACCUCACUAUUACCUUCAUGAAGUUCUUCCUGUUCUCUUGAGGCGACAUGUUGUUCAGUUGACAAAGUUUGACUAUAGGCUUGCUAUUGACCUUAAUAAAGAGCUACAAAGGUUAAGAUGCAGAGUCAAUUACCAUGCUUUUCGCUUUACAAAACCAUUGCAAGAUGUUGGAGAUCAUCUGGUGAUGAAAAUGAGGAAGAUGACAAAUCGUUACAUUGCUGUUCAUUUAAGGUUUGAACCUGAUAUGCUUGCAUUUUCUGGUUGUUAUUAUGGAGGUGGUGAUAAAGAGAGAUAUGAGCUUGGUGAAGUCAGGAAAAGGUGGUCCACUUUAGGAGACGUGAAUCCUGAUGGAGAGAGAAAGCAAGGAAAGUGUCCACUUACACCACAUGAGGUGGGGCUGAUGCUGAGUGCACUCGGUUUCAAGAAUGACACAUACAUUUAUGUUGCAUCAGGUGAAAUCUAUGGAGCCAUUGAUUACAUUGUUUGUGAUGAGAGUGAUGUGUUUGUCACUAACAACAAUGGGAACAUGGCAAAAAUUCUUGCUGGAAGAAGGAGGUAUAUGGGGCAUAAAAGAACAAUUAGACCAAAUGCAAAGAAGUUGAGUGCUUUAUUUUUGCAAAGAGAGAAGAUGUCAUGGGGGAGUUUCUCAAGUAAAGUGAAAUCAGCUCAAAGGGGGUUUAUGGGGGACCCGGAUGAGAUGAAACCUGGACGUGGUGAUUUCCAUGAAUACCCUUCCACCUGCAUCUGCAAGACAUUCAAUUAUCAUCAUCAUCAUCAUCAUGACAACAACACUAAACAAGAUAUGCUCAAGCUCAACCAUGAAAGAGAGUCUGAAUUUGAAGGUGUUAUUAGUAGUAAUACCACUACUACACAUAGAGAUGAUGAUGCUGAUGCAUCACUAGAAGAGAAAGAAGAUGAUGAUUUUUUGGCUGGUGACUAGUGUUGAAUGGCAAGUGUAAACCAUUGUAUUUGACCGAUUUGUUGUCAUUACAACCAUUCUUAUGAAAAAUUCAAAACAAGAGUCUAAGAAAUGUAAAUCAUCUCUCAACAUUUUUGGUUAUAUAAUUAAUGAGCUUAUUUUUGGUGUCUUUCUGCAAGAAUAAUGUUUUUUUAGCAAUUUGUUG
This is a messenger RNA of Lactuca virosa, 2230 nucleotides long. Lineage: Eukaryota; Viridiplantae; Streptophyta; Magnoliopsida; Asterales; Asteraceae. The record is from the annotation of a GenBank genome assembly.